Molecule: messenger RNA, 2994 nt
Organism: Striga hermonthica
Lineage: Eukaryota; Viridiplantae; Streptophyta; Magnoliopsida; Lamiales; Orobanchaceae
Source: the annotation of a GenBank genome assembly
AUGGCCCUUUUGCCAAGACUCAAUCUUUUAGGAACUGAGCUAUCCUCGGUACUUUGUUUUGGUCUAAGGAUGCCGAUGAUUGGUGAUAAUGAUAAUUCCUUUGGGGAUGAAUUUGAGAAGGAGAUGGGUUUGCUCCUUCGUGAGCAGAGAAGGCAAGAUGCUGAUGAACUUGAAAAAGAGCUGAGUUUGUACAGAAGUGGAUCUGCCCCACCUACUGUGGAGGGUUCUUUGAAUGCUGUCGGCGGUUUGUUCAAUCAUGGAGGCACUGAAGGUGGAAAUAAUGGUGGGGCUGGGAUUGGCCAGGCUUUUGCUGAGUUUGCCAGAAAUAAGAAUGGCAAUGGCUUCUCGUCUGAGGAGGAGCUUAGGGAGGAUUGGAGGUUUGCUCAGAGGUUACAGGGAGGGAGCUCGGCAAUUGGGGACAGGAGGAAGGUGAAUAGGAAUGAUAGUGGCAAUGGUGGGCGUUCAAUGUUCUCAAAUCCACCCGGUUUUAAUUCUAAGAAGCAAGAGAGUGAAGAUGAGGAUAAAUUGCAUGGUGGUACUGUGGAGUGGGGUGGUGAUGGGCUUAUUGGGCUGCCUGGAUUGGGGCUGGGUAGCAAGCAGAAGAGUAUUGCAGAGAUAUUUCAGGAUGAUCUGAACCGUUCCACUCCAGCCUCUGGCCAUCCAUCACGCCCGGCAAGCCGGAAUGCUUUCGAUGAAAAUGCCGGUGCUAUGGGCUCUGUGGAGGCUGAGCUGGCCAACUUGCGUUCAACUCAGAGCAUUCAGAGCUCGUCUGCUGCUGCACCUUCUUCGUAUUCUUAUGCUGCUGCUUUGGGUGGUACCUUAUCAAGAAGCACGACUCCUGAUCCUCAACGUAUCACUCGAGCCCCCAGUCCCUGCCCAACUCCUAUUGGUGGAGGCAGAUCAACAAAUCAUGAAAAAAGAAGCUUAAACAGUCCCAGCUCAUUCAAUGCUACUUCUUCUCAUUCUAACGAGAAUGUAGAUCUCGUUUCUGCAUUAUCGGGCAUGAACCUUUCUAACGGCAUUAUCGAUGAGGAGAAUAAUCAUCUGCCGUCCCGGGUUUCGCCAGAUGGCGAUGAUCGUAAAAAUUAUCUUCUUUAUAAUAAUCUCCAGGGAGGCAAAAAUAGUAACUUUAGGCAACACGCUUAUAUGAAAAAGAAUGAUAAUAUGCAGUUCAACAUGUCUUCUUCCUCUCAGCAAGCCGAGCUGCAGAGGAACGGGGUCCCUUCUAAUAACUUGUACCUUAAAGGAUCUCACUAUCAGCAGCAUUUGGACAGUCCCAACAGCUCAUCAUUCUCGAAUUAUGGAAUGGGCGGAGGGUACCCAAUGAGCCCGAUUUCGGGUCAACUCGGCAGUUCUAAUUUGCCACCUUUGUUCGAGAAUGCUGCUGCAGCAUCUGCUAUGGGUGUGCCCGGAAUGGACUCGAGGAUUUUAGGUGGCUCGAAUCUGGGGGCUGCUGCAGCAGAUCAUAGCCUCGGUAGAUUGAGUAAUCAACACUCCCCUUACGUGGACCCGUUAUAUCUGCAGUACUUGAGGACAGCUGAAUAUGCGGCCGCAGCUCAAGUAGCGGCUCUUAACGAUCCUUCUUUGGAUAGAAACUAUAUGGGUAAUUCGUACAUGGACCUUAUUCAGAAAGCCUAUCUUGGGAAUUUACUUUCCUCUCCUCAGAAAUCACAGUACGGUGCUCCUUUGGGCAGCAAGACAGGCGGUACGUCUAGUCCUCAUGGUUACUAUGCGAAUCCUGCUUUCGGGAUUGGUUUGUCUUAUCCAGGGAGCCCAAUGGCAAGCCCGGUUAUGCAGGGUUCAGGUGGUGGGCCCGGUAGCCCAUUAAGGCAUGGUGACUUCAAUAUGAGAUUCCCUGGUGGUAUGCGAAAUGUUGCUGGGAGUGUUAUUGGGCCGUGGCAUUUGGACGGUAUGGAGAACACUUUUGCUUCUUCAUUGCUGGAAGAGUUCAAAAACAAUAAAACAAAAUGUUUUGAACUAAUGGAGAUUGCUGGCCAUGUUGUUGAGUUCAGCGCUGAUCAAUAUGGAAGCCGAUUCAUUCAACAAAAGCUUGAAACUGCCACAACAGAAGAGAAGAACAUGGUUUUCCAGGAAAUAUUUCCUCAGGCACUUGCGUUAAUGACCGAUGUAUUCGGAAAUUAUGUAAUCCAAAAGUUUUUUGAGCAUGGAAUGGCGGCUCAAAGAAGAGAACUGGCUGGGAAGCUCUUUGGACAUGUACUUAACCUUAGCCUCCAAAUGUAUGGUUGCAGAGUGAUACAGAAGGCUAUAGAAGUAGUUGAUGUGGAUCAAAAGAUCAAAAUGGUAGAAGAGCUCGAUGGACAUGUCAUGCGUUGUGUUCGUGAUCAAAACGGGAAUCAUGUAAUCCAAAAAUGCAUUGAGUGUGUUCCUGAAGAUCAUAUUCAGUUCAUUGUUUCUACGUUUUUUGACCAAGUUGUGACUCUCUCUACUCAUCCAUAUGGCUGUCGUGUGAUUCAGCGAGUUCUGGAGCAUUGUAAAGAUGAAAAAACGCAGAGUAAAGCGAUGGAAGAGAUUUUGGGUGCUGUAAGUAUGUUGGCACAGGAUCAGUAUGGAAACUAUGUUGUUCAGCAUGUCCUGGAGCACGGGAAGCCUCAUGAGCGAUCUGCCAUAAUUCAAGAAUUAGCCGGAAAGAUAGUUCAAAUGAGCCAGCAGAAAUUUGCUUCAAAUGUUGUUGAGAAAUGCUUAACCUUUGGCGAUCCGAGUGAACGCCAGCUGUUGGUGAACGAGAUGCUUGGAACAACUGAUGAAAAUGAGCCUCUUCAGGCUAUGAUGAAAGACCAGUUUGCAAAUUACGUUGUACAGAAAGUGCUCGAGACGUGUAGUGAUCAGCAACGUGAGCUCAUCAUGACAAGAAUUAAAGUUCAUCUGAAUGCACUGAAGAAAUACACAUAUGGAAAGCAUAUAGUAGCUCGUGUAGAGAAACUUGUGGCUGCCGGGGAAAGGAGAAUUGCUGCUCAAACUCAACAAUCUGCAUAA